This is a messenger RNA of Bombina bombina (fire-bellied toad), 2735 nucleotides long. RefSeq names its product glucose-6-phosphatase catalytic subunit 1. The transcript is spliced from 5 exons. Gene Ontology annotation, biological process: gluconeogenesis; glucose 6-phosphate metabolic process. Gene Ontology annotation, molecular function: glucose-6-phosphatase activity. Gene Ontology annotation, cellular component: membrane. The record is from RefSeq and is a predicted model, not a curated record. The coding region runs from base 81 to 1151 and encodes 356 amino acids. NCBI's taxonomy places the organism in Eukaryota, Metazoa, Chordata, Amphibia, Anura, Bombinatoridae.
GCUGAUAGAUAAAGAGAGUUUAGAUUAUCAUAAGAACUCAUCACAACUUUUUAAACCAGUGUUAGAGAAGACCUUGUUUAAUGGAGCUGGCCAUGGAUACCCUCCAUGCAACUGAAAUCAAUAUAAUUAAAUAUCUUCAAGAUAAUUUCAUGAGCUUCCAAGACUGGUUUGUCUUUGUCUCUUUUGCUGCUGACCUCAGAAACACUUUCUUUUUCUUCUUUCCCAUCUGGUUCCACCUGUGUGAAUCAGUGGGUAUCAAACUUAUCUGGGUAGCUGUGAUCGGGGAUUGGCUUAAUCUGGUCUUCAAGUGGAUUCUUUUUGGACAGCGUCCAUACUGGUGGGUCCAUGAGACUUCUUUCUAUGGUAAUUUCUCAGCUCCUGUAAUCCAGCAGUUCCCUGUUACCUGUGAGACUGGCCCAGGAAGUCCCUCAGGGCAUGCUAUGGGUUCGUCUUCCGUGUACUAUGUGAUGGCUUGUGCAGUAUUCAGUCUACUAAUUCAAAACCAAACUCACUUUAAGAGCCGGUGCCAACGAUGGAUCCUGUGGGCAGUAUUCUGGGGAGUGCAGAUAAAUGUUUGCCUGUCUCGCGUAUUUGUGGCAGCACAUUUCCCUCAUCAGGUGAUUGCUGGCGUCAUUUCAGGCAUUUUAGUGGCUGAAAUAUUUAACCAUGUCCAGUCUAUCUACAAGGCCAGUCUGAGAACGUACAUCUACACCACCUGUUUCCUAUUCUUUUUUGCUCUGGGAUUCUAUUUAAUUCUUAAAGCUGUGGAUGUGGAUCUGUUAUGGACAAUGGAAAAAGCCAAGAGGUGGUGCGCCAAGCCUGAAUGGAUUCACAUUGAAACCACUCCAUUUGCAGGCCUCAUCAGGAACCUGGGUAUUUUCUUGGGCUUGGGGCUUGCCCUAAACUCUCAGAUGUAUAAGGAAAGCUGCCAAGGGAAGCAGGGAGGAGUCGUCACAUUCCGCCUGUCCUGCAUUAUGUCCUCUCUGCUUAUUAUCCAUAUAUUUGACUCCUUUGAAAUUCCUACCCAGGAGGAAAGUCUCUACUACUUUUUAUCCUUUUGCAAAAGCAUUGCUGUCCCCCUGACUGCUGUCAGUCUAGUUCCUUAUUCCGUGUCACAGGUUUUGAAGUAUCAAGACAAGAAAAUGGUAUAAAGAUUAUUUUUUGUUUUUUUUUGUUUUAUGCAAUUGGUCGUUCAUGUGUUUAAACCAUCUGAAGAGCAAAUUAGACAGGAUUCUGCAAAUACAUUACUUGAUUUCUAUAUGUCAAAGUUCUGUAAAAUAUAUGUAUGAGGUUUAUAAUGCAUUUUAGAGCUGUCUUGCAGGACAUACACUUUUCUAGGUUGUAGAAGUAAAAUUCCAGGGUAAUUGGAUUAUUAAAAUGUAAUUGGGCUUAUGCAACCAUAUUGAUAAAGUAGCACUGCACUACUGAUGCAGUACCUAAAACAGCCAGGUAGCCAAUUAGGAACAGCAUAUGUGCAGAGUCGCCAGUCAUUGGCCUUGCUCAGCUAAAGAUCAGAAGUGUAUUGUUGCCUUAACAUCAAUGUCCUAGUCAGCAAUCUGCUCAAUGGCAAAAAGCUGUACAUUUUUGUUAUUUAAAAAAUAUAUAUAUAAAGUGGUUUUGUGUUUCGGGAUGAAAUCUUCAAUUACUAUAUCACUCAUUUUCAAACAUUUCUUGUAUUUAAAACAUGAUCUUGUAAAAUACGGCAUAGUUGUGGUCAAUGACAAAAAAUAUAUUUCUUAAUGUUUCUUAGAAAACAAAAUGAAUAUGAGAGAAAUUAACCAGCUUCUUAUGUUUUUCUUAAAUAUUCAUAACUUGUUCUUUAAGAAUUAUUACAUUCAUUUUAUGUUAUUUAUGUCAAUGUUGGGCUAAAUUCAAUCAGUUUGUUUACGUAGAUAAACAUAUGUCAUCUUACUGAUAACUAUAAAAAUAUGUAUAUACAUUGAUUUUUAUUCUUUUAUACAAACACAGUACUUUUUUGUAUAUUAAAGGGACAGUCUGGUCAAAAUUUAAAUGCACCUAGAUGCAUUACUUUUUUGAAUAGAAACAUAUUGGCAAUAUAAAUGUAUUGGCAAAAAUGAUUCUAGUAAAAGUUAUCACUGUUUUAGUGUUAACAUUUUUCUCUGCACGUGCAUGUGGAGAAUUGAUAGAUAUUCUCAGUGCACCAGCAUUUUAAAUACUGCAGCUGCUGAGAGUGCCAGUGGGGCUUGUAUCAUGUCAGCAAUUAACAAACUGAGUCAUUAACACAUGGCACAAGCACCUUUGGCUCUUUGAGUAAGUGCUGAGUUUAAAAUGCUGGUGCACGGUGGAUACUUAAAUACACAUUUGAAACAGCUAUAGCUUUUAUUAGAAGCAUUUUUGCUAAUGCAUAUAUAUUACAAAAAGGCUUCUAUUCAAAACCAAAAUGUAUCCAUGUGUAUUCCAGUUUUGGCAGGAAUAUCCCUUUAACUAUUUCUAGCAAGGUUAACAAAAGGUUAAUGAUAGACAUAAAAGGAGGAUAUAUAUGAAUAAAGUAAGGUGAAUGGAAAAAAAUGAGAUACAAAUAAUGGGAAAAAUGUUUACUGCUGAAAUUAUUAUGUUGAAAUUGUUUUUAUUGUAUUUUUUACAGAGUUAAUAUACAGAAAAAGAAAACAGUUCAAUAAUCCAUUAAAGUACAGAUGGUACAUUGUCUAUACAUGUUAUAUUAUUUGUUACAUAUAAACGAUUCUGUCAAAUAAAGAAUUUUUCAAAAAUGUCAA